Diachasmimorpha longicaudata is the source of this 588-nucleotide messenger RNA. RefSeq names its product EKC/KEOPS complex subunit TPRKB-like. Gene Ontology annotation, biological process: tRNA threonylcarbamoyladenosine modification. NCBI's taxonomy places the organism in Eukaryota, Metazoa, Arthropoda, Insecta, Hymenoptera, Braconidae. Gene Ontology annotation, cellular component: cytosol; nucleus; EKC/KEOPS complex. The coding region runs from base 1 to 543 and encodes 180 amino acids. The record is from RefSeq and is a predicted model, not a curated record. The transcript has a single exon.
AUGGAGGGAUACACCUUACAACUGGACCCAAGGACCGACAAAUACCUGACACUUCAUCUGUUCACAAACGUCAAGAAUGCCAAUGAAAUUAAGCAGAAAGUUCAAACUGGAAAGCUUCAAUGUUGCAUUCUCAAGGCCAGUAUGAUUGUCGAUUCAUUCCAGGUGGUAGUGGCUGCCAACAAGGCUGUCCUCCGAAUGCACUCUGGAUCCAUGAUAACGAGGGGUGUAUUCACCGAGAUUCUCUACGCCAUUUCCUCGUCGACAAAUAUUUCCCAGUCUUUGAUGAGAUUCGGGAUUGACGGUAGAGACAGAAAUAUUGUGGUGGCUCUUUUACACGGAGAGAAUGAAGGAGAGGAGCUGGAGAACGAGGUUCUGGGACAGAUUGACGGAGAGAGGACACCGAUCGCCAGGUUAAGGGAAUUCGCGGACGUGGGACUUAUCAGGAAGACUUAUAAAAUUGACGAGGAGGAGUUGAAGGUAUCUAGUCUUCAAGAUUCUAUCGUCAGUAGGAUAGGGGGUGACUAUCCAGUAUCUUUGAAAUGAUUCUUGUAACAAGGAUAAAUAAAUAGAGUCGACGAUUGAAUCUCA